AUGGCAGAGUCCGACAUCCAAACCCGCUUCUCUCCCGACUCACCCCUCGAACCAGACGUCCUCUCCGAAAUCCAGUCCAUCCUGCGCCUGCACGACCUCUCCGUCGACGACCUCUUCUUCAAAUGGGAGUCCUACUGCAUAAAGAUGGAUCUGGACGCGCAGGCCGGCCUGUCGCUGUCCAGGAUACGAAAUUUGAAGCAGAGCAUACAGGAUGAGCUGGAGAGGGGCCAUCGUGCCACGCAGGUGCGCAACGAGCGGAAGGUUGUGAAUGCCACGCCCAAGGGGAAUCCGGGCGGAGACGUGUUUGGCAUGCUGGACGGGCUGGUGCCGAGCACGCCUGCGACGGGGAGGUUGAGCCGCGCCGGUGCCGCGGGAGGAAGCGGUGCCCUGAAGAAGAGGAUGGACGGCCUGAGGGUGGGCAGUUCGCCGGUCGGCAUGGGCGAUCAGUUGAGGGCUCUGAAGGGGCUUCCCGCCACUUCCUUUGCGGACCGCUUAAACGCAGGAGACGUCGUCGAGGUGCUAAACGGACAUCUUCAACCGGCCGAUGCACCGAUUGCGCCGUUCGCCGAGCCGAGAAUCAAACUGACUGCGGCGUCGGACCUGAAGAAGAUGGCGUACAAGCCGUUGGCUAUGAAGCUCUCCGAGGCAAGCGAGAUCCUGGACGACCGCAUCGACGAGUUCAUCGCGGUGGUACAGGACCACCACGAGCUGGAGGACUCGGCGUUUGGAAGCGCCGCCAGCCAAAGCACCACCGAGGUCGUCGCCGUGGGCAGGAUCGCCUCCGACUCGACCGAGGGCAGGCUCAACCCCGCGUCCCUCGUGCUGGAAACAUCCCGUCGGACAGGAAUGGGCCUCCGGGUGCCUCUGAAAAUGGACAAGAUCCGCGAAUGGUGCUUCUUCCCGGGGCAGAUUGUUGCCCUGCGCGGCCACAACGCCUCGGGCAACGAGUUUGUCGUCAACCAAAUCCUCGACAUACCUCUGCUCCCCAAUGCUGCCUCAACGGCCUCUGCUCUCGAGGGCCACCGAGCAAAGCUCAAGGGCCACGCCGACGCCAUGGACCCGGAUGCUGAUCCCGCACCGCUGACCAUCAUGUACGCGUCCGGCCCGUACACGGCAGACGACAGCCUCGACUACGAGCCGCUCCACGCACUCUGCUCCCGGGCGGCUGAUUCCUACGCCGACGCGCUGGUCCUCACCGGGCCAUUCCUCGACAUUGACCAUCCUCUCAUCGCAACGGGCGACUUCGACCUGCCCGACGAAGCUGUCCCGGACCCGGACACGGCCACCCUGACCACCAUGUUCAAGUAUCUCUUCGCGCCGGCCCUCGCCCGCGCGUGCUCCGCGAACCCGCACCUCACCGUCAUUCUCGUCCCCUCCGUGCGGGACGUCCUCGACAAGCACGUCUCCUGGCCGCAGGACGCGCUGCUCCGCAAGGAACUCGAGCUCCCCAAAUCCGUCAAGAUUGUGUGCAAUCCCAUGACGCUGUCCAUGAACGAAAUGGUCGUGGGCAUCUCGUCGCAGGAUGUUCUCUACGAGCUGAGGGGCGAGGAGCUGGCCAGGACGAGCGGCGACUUGAUGGCCCGGCUGGUCCGCUACCUGGUCGAGCAGAGGCACUACUUUCCGCUGUUCCCGGCCGCGGAGAGGACGCGGCUACCCAAGACGGGGACGGAGAGUGGCCUCGCCACGGGCGCCGUCCUGGAUGUCGGAUACUUGAAGUUGGGAGAAAUGGUGAAUGUCAGGCCCGAUGUCAUGCUGGUCCCCAGCUCUCUGCCGCCUUUUGCAAAGUACCCAUCCUUGUCAUACGCUUCAAAUUUGGUGCUUCAGAUCAAGGGCAAAGCUGACGAGUUAGGUCGUCGAGAGCGUCUUGGCCAUCAACCCUGGGCCGUUGUCGAAACGCAGAGGUGCAGGCACGUUUGCGAGAAUGACGUUGUACCCGCCUGUUGUUGA
Molecule: messenger RNA, 1947 nt
Organism: Metarhizium album ARSEF 1941
Lineage: Eukaryota; Fungi; Ascomycota; Sordariomycetes; Hypocreales; Clavicipitaceae
Product: DNA polymerase alpha, subunit B
Exons: 3
Coding region: 1-1947 (648 amino acids)
Biological process (GO): DNA replication initiation; DNA replication
Cellular component (GO): alpha DNA polymerase:primase complex
Molecular function (GO): DNA binding
Source: RefSeq, a predicted model, not a curated record